Molecule: messenger RNA, 804 nt
Organism: Choloepus didactylus (southern two-toed sloth)
Lineage: Eukaryota; Metazoa; Chordata; Mammalia; Pilosa; Megalonychidae
Product: potassium channel subfamily K member 1-like
Exons: 1
Coding region: 275-640 (121 amino acids)
Biological process (GO): stabilization of membrane potential; potassium ion transmembrane transport
Cellular component (GO): membrane
Molecular function (GO): potassium ion leak channel activity
Source: RefSeq, a predicted model, not a curated record
GUGCGCCGAAGGGCAGGGGGCGGUGGCACCCGAUCCCGACCGCUCAAACUUCUGGUCCCGCCCUUAUCGUGGGCGCGGCGGGGGAGGGGACCCCGCGGGCCGCCAGGCGGGAUCCGGCAGCGGCCUCCCGAAACACCCCGAGCAGGUAACCGGAGCCGGCCGAGGGCUGGCCAGGGCGGCGCCGAGGAGGGUACAGGCGCUGGUCCGGCGCGCGGCUGGCGCUCUCGGCCGGGUCUGCUGCGGCGGCGGCAGCGGCGGCGCGCGGGGGAGGAAGAUGCUGCAGUCCCUGGCCGGCAGCUCGUGCGUGCGCCUGGUGGAGCGGCACCGCUCGGCCUGGUGCUUCGGCUUCUUGGUGCUGGGCUAUCUGCUGUACUUGGUGUUCGGCGCCGUGGCCUUCUCUUCGGUGGAGCUGCCCUACGAGGACCUACUGCGCCAGGAGCUUCGCAAGCUGAAGCGGCGCUUCCUGGAGGAGCACGAGUGCCUCUCGGAGCAGCAACUGGAGCAGUUCUUGGUGCGGGUGCUAGAGGCCAGCAACUACGGCGUGUCGGUGCUCAGCAACGCCUCUGGCAACUGGAACUGGGACUUCACCUCCGCGCUCUUCUUCGCCAGCACGGUGCUCUCCACCACAGGUGACCUCUGAACGGACAGGAGUUGGAGGAGGGAUGUGGGAGAAGGAAGGGAGCAUCCAGUUGCCUAUGAUCUGGCAAAAUGGGGGCACCUCUGAUUCAGCAGUUCUCUCAACUUUGGGUGUGCGAGGUUGCCCUUAAACUUUGAAGCGUCACUUCCCUGCACUGCACAACCGGC